AUGCCUUCUGCAACCUCUUCAAGCUUGGACAUUGUCGUGAUUGGAGCUGGCCUUGGUGGCUUGGCUGCCGCCAUCUCCUGUGCACUCGGCGGCCACAAGGUAACAGUGUUGGAACAAGCAAGGGAAUUGGCAGAGAUCGGAGCAGGCCUACAAAUCACACCAAACGCAUCGAGACUCUUCCAACAAUGGGGUAUUGAUAAGGUUCUCGAACCGUUGGCGGCCGAACCGACCUUCCUCGCUGUGCACAGGUAUUCUGAUGGAAAAGUACUCGCCUUGCAGAAGGAUUUCGACAAGAAGAUACGGGCCAAGUAUGGAGCGCCCUUCUUGGAUCUGCACCGUGUGGAUUUGCAAAAGACACUCGCACAGCGAGCAAAGGAUUUAGGCGUCAAGCUGAGGCUAAACUCCAAAGUCACGAGCGUAGAUUUUGAGAAGUCGACAUUACAACUGGACGAUGGAGCCACAUACGAAGCAGACCUUUUGGUCGGUGCUGAUGGAUUAUGGUCCAAGUGCAGGGCACAUUUUCUGAAGCAGUCCGGAAAGGAGGAUGCUCCGCUUCCGACCGGAGAUUUGGCAUACCGUAUCGUCCUCAACCUAGAAGACCUUCAAGAUCCUGAGCUCCGGCAAUGGGUGUCGAAACCGGCAUGCCACUUUUGGAUUGGGCCUGGAGCUCACGUUGUCGCAUAUUCAGUCCGUGGUGGACACCAGUACAAUAUUGUGCUUCUCGUUCCCGAUAACCUUCCUCCAGAUGUGUCGAGAUCUUCCGGAGACAUCAGUGAGAUGAGGGAGAUCUUCACCAAAUGGGACCCUAUCUUGAAUCGCUUCCUCGACAAUGUCAAGACCGUCGACAAAUGGAAGCUGAUGCAUCGUCCAGAGUUGGAUAGCUGGGUCAGCAAGAAGAGUAAUUUCGUCUUCCUUGGAGACUCCUGCCAUCCCAUGCUACCCUACCUAGCCCAGGGUGCGAACUCGUCACUGGAGGACGGUGCAGUGUUAGGUAACCUGCUCGCUGUAGUCAAGGGCAAAGAGCAGCUGCCCGAGGCAUUGCGCCUCUAUGAGAAUCUGAGAAAGAAGCGUGGUGAGGCCAUUGUUCGCGAAACAUUUGCCCAGAGGAACGACUUCCACAUGAUGGAUGGAGAAGAGCAAGAAGCGCGCGACAAGCUGUUCGCAGGUGAACUUGGCAAGGAUGAGCCUGAGGUCAAGUUUCCGAGUCGUUGGACCUGCCCAGUGGUACAACCAUGGCUCUACGGCUACGAUGCGAAGAAAGAGGUAGAUGACGCCCUGAGAGGGUCAUCACUUGUUCAGUAG
Aureobasidium namibiae CBS 147.97 is the source of this 1302-nucleotide messenger RNA. Its product is annotated as FAD/NAD(P)-binding domain-containing protein. The record is from RefSeq and is a predicted model, not a curated record. The coding region runs from base 1 to 1302 and encodes 433 amino acids. The transcript is spliced from 5 exons. NCBI's taxonomy places the organism in Eukaryota, Fungi, Ascomycota, Dothideomycetes, Dothideales, Saccotheciaceae. Gene Ontology annotation, molecular function: FAD binding; monooxygenase activity. Gene Ontology annotation, biological process: secondary metabolite biosynthetic process.